Gymnogyps californianus (California condor) is the source of this 2168-nucleotide messenger RNA. RefSeq names its product popeye domain containing 3 (gene POPDC3). The coding region runs from base 325 to 1245 and encodes 306 amino acids. Gene Ontology annotation, molecular function: cAMP binding. The record is from RefSeq and is a predicted model, not a curated record. The transcript is spliced from 4 exons. Gene Ontology annotation, cellular component: sarcolemma. Lineage: Eukaryota; Metazoa; Chordata; Aves; Accipitriformes; Cathartidae.
GCAGCCUGAGCCCGUCCCGUCCGGGCGGCCGGGAAACUUUUCCGAGGGCGCGGGCAGGGCCGCGGGGCAGAUCAGAUGAUGCUAUAGAUGACACGGCUGAAGUCAAAACAAUGCAUGAACUGAUGAGAAACAGCAUUGCCUUCUGAGAACAUUAGCUUCCUAGUUGCUGGAAAUCCUAAGUGCGACUUUACUACCAAAAGAGACCCUGACGUUCUGUGAUCAUUGAGCAGAGUUUGCAAGAAUGGAAAAGCAAAGGACCCCACUAGCUACAUCUCAUAAGUAGAAAUUUCCAAGAUUCAGCUGAAUCGAAAAAUUAUUCCAGCCAUGGGAGAAAAUGCAAGUUUUUGGGAAAGUUUGAUAUAUGCACAUCCUACGUGUACCACUUGGAAGCAAGAGGCAGAGGGAUCUAUCUACCACCUAGCCAGUAUUCUCUUUGUUGUGGGCUUCAUGGGUGGAAGUGGAUUCUUUGGGCUUCUCUAUGUCUUCAGCUUGCUUGGAUUGGGCUUUCUCUGCUCUUCUGUUUGGGCUUGGCUGGAUGUCUGUGCUGCUGAUAUAUUCUCCUGGAAUUUUAUACUGUUUGCUAUAUGCUUCGUCCAGUUCAUUUACGUUACCUACCAAGUUCGGAGUGUUUCCUUUGACAGAGAAUUCCAGGAACUCUACAGCGCUCUCUUCCAGCCUCUGGGAAUUUCCUUGACUGUCUACAGGAAGAUCGUCUUGUGCUGCGAUGCAGAAGUGGUUACCCUAGAGAAGGAACACUGUUAUGCCAUGCAGGGCAAAACACCUAUUGAUAAACUGUCCUUGCUUGUGUCAGGCAGGAUCAGAGUGACAGUUGAUGGGGAGUUUCUGCAUUAUAUUUUUCCUCUUCAAUUUCUGGAUUCUCCUGAAUGGGAUUCACUGAGGCCCACAGAAGAGGGAAUUUUCCAGGUAACACUUACAGCAGAGACAGAUUGUCGGUACGUGGCCUGGAGGAGAAAGAAGCUGUAUCUGCUGUUUGCUAAACACCGUUUCAUCUCCCGCCUGUUCUCAAUUUUAAUUGGGAGUGACAUUGCUGAAAAACUGUAUGCCUUGAAUGACAGAGUGCACGUGGGGAAAGGCUUUAGGUACGACAUUCGGUUACCGAACUUCUACCACAUCUCGCUGCCAGAGACCCCUCCGGUGCAACCCUCCCACCACCUACAGAGAGGGUCCCCCCGGCGCAAGCCCACGGGGGUUACAAACUGCAGCUCCUUCAGCACACAGUCCUAGGAAGGAAAAAUCUGCUGCAGCCAUUCCUCAAAGUGAUGAAGGGAAAUGCAAAGUGGUGAAGCAGAAGAGCAGAAAGAUGAAGCAGAAUGAGACCCGAUCAAGCCAAAUUUGACUGACAAGUGCCAUUUACUUUCAUUGGAGUAGCUUGAAUUCUUCCUCUCUCUAGAGCCAGUGGGUUGGCUUCUGCAUUUUGACUGUUUGUGCAGUAUGUUUAGUUUCUGUUGAGUCUUUUGUUGAUCUUCCAUCUCCUUACUUUUGGAGGAAAACAAAUCAUAACAGGCUGAAGUUUUGUUGUAAUUGUGGUGGCCUCUGUGUUGUAUUUUUAAAAAGACCAGACCCACAGUAUUUGUAAUUAUACUGUCUCAAAAUUAUUUGCCAUAAUGAAGUAUAGUCAGUAUAGUCAAUGAAAACAAGUUGUCUUCAAAAUAUAGCAACUUGCUUGUAACAUUCAUAUUUAUGCCACGUGAAUAUUGUGUCAAUUAACUGGAAGAAUAUUGCAGAAAAAGACUAAGAGACCGAUUGUAUUGGUUUUGUUUUUUAAAGAAAUGAAAGAUUUUGAAAUGCACAGCAAGAUUCUUAAAAAACAAACAGAAGGAAACAACAAAUUCUGUCCCAUGAGUGAUUGGUUUCUCUCUGUCCUAAAGACAUAUUGUGUGAAAACAAACAUAAAUAUAAUUGCUGGCAUUAGAAAAGUAAAGCAGUUGUAACUGCUGCAAAUAUAGCUUAGGGAAACCAUUGUGUAGUGUUUCUGAUAGAAUGUGAUGCUAUAGGACCUAGGCUUCCACAGUGUCAGUGCCAUUUGUGACGUACAGUAAAUACUGUUAAUCAAUCAACUGCCAAACUAUUGGAGUUUGUUUUACAAUAUUCUUUUUAGCCAGGUUUGUCAGGAAGAAACUAAGAAACAGCCGCAGCAAUAAAUACAA